AUGUUGCGACUCUUUCCUCAUCGGCUACCUGUUCUAGCUCGUUCUCAGUGCAUUCGUCGAUUUCAUCCUUUGUCGGCUAAUUAUUUUUCUCAAAUACAAGAAAAAUGGUCUUCUCCGCCAUCCGCAAAUCUCGUUCCCAUAGUCAUUGAGCAAACCGGAAGAGGAGAGCGUUCCUAUGACAUUUUCUCUCGCCUUUUACGAGAGCGUGUCAUUAUGCUUCAUGGCACAAUACGCGACUCAGAUUCAACGCUAAUCGUUGCUCAACUCCUUUUCUUGGAAGCAGAGGACUCCACCAAACCUAUUCACCUGUACAUCAACUCUCCAGGAGGGAGCGUAACUGCAGGCCUCGCUAUUUAUGACACAAUGCAGUAUGUUUCAUCUCCGAUCCACACCUACAGUCUCGGAUUGGCAGCUUCCAUGGGCUCCUUGCUGCUGGCUGCUGGCGAAAAAGGAAAGCGACACUGCUUGCCGAAUGCCAGUAUCAUGAUACACCAGCCCUCAGGCGGUGCCUCAGGACAGGCGUCUGAUAUCGCUAUUCAUGCCAAAGAGAUUUUACGCAUACGGCAGGUAUUAACUGGUAUCUAUCAGCGCCACUGUGGGAAGGACGGGGAAAGCCAAGCAGAAGCCUUGGAAAGAGACUAUUACAUGACGGCCCAGGAAGCUAUGGAAUUUGGUAUUGUUGAUGGCAUCCUCGAGAAACGACCCUCAACUGAGCCUACCCUUGCGCCAUAA
Molecule: messenger RNA, 732 nt
Organism: Laccaria bicolor S238N-H82
Lineage: Eukaryota; Fungi; Basidiomycota; Agaricomycetes; Agaricales; Hydnangiaceae
Exons: 8
Coding region: 1-732 (243 amino acids)
Biological process (GO): protein quality control for misfolded or incompletely synthesized proteins
Cellular component (GO): endopeptidase Clp complex
Molecular function (GO): ATP-dependent peptidase activity; serine-type endopeptidase activity; ATPase binding
Source: RefSeq, a predicted model, not a curated record